GAUGCAAAUCCAUUAAGGACAUGUUGUUGCCAGACUUGGCGAAUCAAUAAUUGUGGAAUUUUUAUAAGCAUACGAAAUUAAUACUGUAAGGUUUUGGAUGUGGGAUAUUGAUGAUAGACAAACAGACAUACAAGUAUUAACAGUAACAGCUGAUAGGAUGACUGAAAAAGUCAUUUAUGAUGGUAAUGCCCAAGCUUGAAAUACAUCUUGCAAAAUUAUCUGAUUAAUUGGUUUCCGG
Molecule: messenger RNA, 238 nt
Organism: Paramecium primaurelia
Lineage: Eukaryota; Ciliophora; Oligohymenophorea; Peniculida; Parameciidae
Source: the annotation of a GenBank genome assembly